AUACCAACAAAGGACUUGAACUUCUGGGAAAUUGGAUAAUUGAUAUUCCCCAAACUCAAGACGAAGAAUUUGAAAAUCACUUAUUAAUGGGAAUAACUAAAACACUCGUUCCUUUUAAUAAACAUUAUCCCUUAAACACCAAAAAAGGAUGGUAUUACGAGGAUCUUACUGAUAAAGGCUGGAUUGCAAAAUUAGCAAAUUUGGAAAAGUCCACCGCAAAAAUUGCCAUAUUCUGA
Molecule: messenger RNA, 236 nt
Organism: Entrophospora candida
Lineage: Eukaryota; Fungi; Glomeromycota; Glomeromycetes; Entrophosporales; Entrophosporaceae
Source: the annotation of a GenBank genome assembly